GCUCUGUCAAAUCUAAACGGUGAGGUACUGUAAAUGAGAGGUUGUGGAGUGGAGUAUUCAUGGGACGUGUUUGUUCAUGAGAACAUACAAUUAUAGUGCAGAUUGCAUUAACAAAGUGUUCUAAAGGAUAAUUAAAGGCGAUGGGUUCCGGUGAGAGCACGACCAGGAAGGUGUCUUUCGGCCUAGAUGAAGACGAGAGGGUGCGGAUUCUGCGUGGAGUUAAGCUUUCAGAGGAUGUCCUGCAGCGCAUGAGGGAUGCCAGUCAAACCCCUGUAAGCAAUAAGGAAAACCCAGGCCAGCAGGCAAAACCCCAAGCACCAUCAGCACGCACCCAGCCUUCAAAACCACAGCAAAGUCCUCAGUUUGGAUCAGCUGCUUCUGACAACAGAGAAGAGCUAAAAAGAAGGUAUGAACGGGAGCAGGCAAUUAUUCAAGAGGAGCUGGCCCGCAUUGCACGAAAGGAGAGAGAAGCAGCACGACAGGACAUAACCAGAGCUGUGCAGAGGGAGCGACUACAAACACUCCAAGAGUCGGAGAAGGCCAAGCAGCUGCCUGCCGCAGAAAUGGAUGUUUGGGGUAAGCAGCUGGAGAAGAAGGAGGCCGAGCUGAAAGCACUGGAUGCAUUCUACAGGGAGCAGAUUGCACAGCUAGAGAAGAGGAACCUAGAUCACUUCAAAACAUCUGUUGAACAAUUCCAUGCUGCUGCCAACAGGAGUGAGGCUAACAUAAAGCCACGUUGCAUGGAACCAGUGUGCACUAACCUGCAGGCUCAGAUCCUGCUCUGCUACAGAGAAAACCGCAACCAAACCCUGCGAUGCUCAGACCUGGCCAAAGAGUACAUGCAGUGCAUUGAUGCUGCCAAGAAGAAUCUGUUGGUGAAUCGAGGAUGAGGAGGACUCCAACUUGUCAGCAGCAGUGCCACUCUGUUCCCUUUCUCUUAUCAGUGUGCGGGCACUGAAGCACUGCUUUGUCGCCAGCAUGCCUUCUUUUCUUUUCUGUUUCCUUACCAUAUAAUCUUACAUUUUUAAGUUGCACUAUUAUGUACAUGCCACAUUUGACAGGGUGUAAUGAAUACUUUUACCUGUAAGAAAACUGAGAGUGGGUGUUACAAACGCAAGUCUUGAAUUUUAUAAGCGCAUACUCAGGAAAUUCUGGCCAUUUAUUUAUCAGGAUUGUAUUUACUCCAUGUAUGCUUAUAUAUCAUCUUACACUAUAUUGCCAAAAGUAUUCAGGCACCCUUCCAAAUCAUUGAAUUCAGGUGUCCCAAUAAUUUUCAUGGCCACAGGUGUAUAAAACCAAGCCCCUAGGUAUGCAGACUGCUUCUAC
This is a messenger RNA of Pygocentrus nattereri (red-bellied piranha), 1326 nucleotides long. RefSeq names its product coiled-coil-helix-coiled-coil-helix domain containing 6a (gene chchd6a). Bases 141 to 890 code for a protein of 249 amino acids. Lineage: Eukaryota; Metazoa; Chordata; Actinopteri; Characiformes; Serrasalmidae. The record is from RefSeq and is a predicted model, not a curated record. The transcript is spliced from 9 exons. Gene Ontology annotation, cellular component: mitochondrion; MICOS complex.